Molecule: messenger RNA, 2541 nt
Organism: Mesorhabditis spiculigera
Lineage: Eukaryota; Metazoa; Nematoda; Chromadorea; Rhabditida; Rhabditidae
Source: the annotation of a GenBank genome assembly
AUGAUCGCACUAGACAAGGACAUCCACAAUUUGGCGAAAAGGAGCCAAAUAUUGUCCGUCGCUUCGGAACGACUCGAAACCGAGACCGAUCUCCUCUACGUGCGGCGAAAGCGAGAAUUGACCUGGUUGUGCACGAUGGCUUGCUUUGCGGCCGUGGACUGGGCUUUUGACGAAAUGAUUCAGGAGCAAAAAAGCAACAUUCACCUCGUCCAUUAUUUGAUGGAGAACGCGCGGUCGUAUUUGAUGGAGCACGAGGUGUUCAAACAUUUCAUCGCGCUUCUGAGCUCAAAAUUCCGAUUAUACGUUAGCAACAAGUUUCGGAUCCCCGUCCCGGCCGGUCGACCACAGACGAACAACCCGAAUACGCAAGAGGACAAGGGGAUUCUGUUGGCGAAUAAUAAUCGCGAGGCGAUUAAUCAGUCGAGAGCAAGAUGUGGUGAGGCUGCCGCUGAGCUGGAGACGAUGCUCCUCGAAGGACGAAAAAUUGAGGCCCCCACUGUCGAAAUGUUCCUAAUUCCUUUUUUGCAGUCCCGCGAAAGAUAUCUGGCCGUGGCGCUGCUCGGUCCCGAUUUGACGGUCCAGAAUCUACCGGUUGCCGAUUUUCAGUUGCCAAGCCGUUCGAUACCCCAGGAAGAACUGCAUAAUAUUUUGCGCUACGAGCUGGCCUGUUACCACUUUCAACUUUUGAAUUUUGCUGUUGUACGAAAGUACCUGGAUGACUUGACCCCGCUUUUGCCCGAGAAUAGCGAAACCUUCCGGCUUUGCGUCAUCGAUCGUGACGAGUUGAACGGGUAUUUGAUUGCGGUGCAACGUCCACCGCUUCCCGGUCGCCCCCAGCACACGAGGCCGGCAAUUCACGAAGGGGCGUCGAAGAUUCGUUUUGUCCAAGCAAUCGCUCGGCUAAUAGAGCGGAUACGUGACCCGAUCGCCCGAACCAGCGUGAGAGCCCUGCUUUAUUUGAUCUCGGCAACGGUGCCAAAUUUCCAGGAUAUCGAGAGGGUCCUUGUAAAGAAAGCUCUACCUGUUGAAUUUGCUGUAAGACAAGCAAUUCAUCCUUCUUCGUCGCCCGAAAUUCCUGCUUCGGCCGUUGACGGAUCGGCUUUAUACACAGUCCCUGGCGACCCGUUCUGGACGAUGCUGACCUCUUUCGACGUUGCCGAAUUGUCCCGCGCGAUCAGCCAAUUGGAGGCUUUCCACCUGCCAUAUCUGUUCAAAUACCCCGAAAUCUUGACCGAGGUGCUGAUGCAGGGCAAACAGAACCGGUUGAACGCUGUGCUGCUAGCAAAAUUGGAGCAGCUGGCGAGCAUCAAGAACCUGAGCAAGUGGAGCGAAUUUCUGAACCUCGUCGUGACCAACACGCCUGUAUUGCAACAACGCAAUGAUGCCACCAUUCAAGAGGCUGUUCUCGCGCAGACUCGAUCCCUGAACUAUCAGCUACAAACGUCGCAUUGUGCCGUCGACGAAGUUACCGUCAACCACCACGUGAAUCUGAUUAAACAGCUGCUCCGCAAGUCGUCAUUGCCACCCAACGGCCAGUUUAUGAUUUCGGCGGUCGCCUUUCUGAUCAACGUUGCGCAAGACGACUUCGUUCUAUCCGAAUUAACUCCAGCCGUCAAACCGCCGUACUUUCUAUUGGCCCAAUUGCUCACCGCCUGGAAACAGGUGCAAGGCCAUGCCAAGGAGGCAAAAAUCCAGUUCACCGGCAAUUUUGCGACGUAUUUUGAGUCGAACGGCUUCUUCUCUGCCGCAUCAAACAGCCGUCAGUUCGAGAAUGAUCGCAUGAAUCUUCUCUCUUUCAUCAAGCUGCUACGGGACCAGGAACACCUCUCCUUGCUAAUUUCCUUCUUAUGCCACCUGUACAAUCGGUACCUCCUCACGGCCAAGAAGCCCCAGCUUGCGCUCGAAUUCCAGAGCAAAGAUUUGUGGAGGAUUGACGUCGAAUUACCAGCGACCAACGUCGAAUACCUUGACGAGGCUUUAUUCACGGCUCUCUCGGCCGGGCUCCGCCUCAACCCAAUGCACGCCUUUUGGCUCCGGUCGCUGGCCGACUACUAUUACACCAAAGGCGCGACAACAAAUGCUCUCGGUUACUAUAUGGAGACUGUGUGCGCGUGUAUGGAGAAUGAGCUGCUCCCGCCAUUCCCUGACGUUUUGCUCGACGAUUUGAUGUGGUACCGGAUUCGCGUGUGUUUGACGUCAAGCGGACAUCACACGCUGGCCGCCAUCGUUGCCCAGCUUAUCGUGGCCAAUUCGUACCGGCUGGAUCAGUACCUCGUGGCGGCAAAUAAUAUCCGCACUCAAUCGGUGCUCGACACGAUGGAGACCCUCGCGCCGUUGUGCUUCGACCAUGCGCUAGUCGAGACGCUGACCGACACGUUCGAGCGGAUCCAGAUGACCACCCGGACGGAUGCUUUUGUAUUGGCCUCCGGACAAGCCUCACUGAACAUGGCCAACUCGCCGGAGGUGAUGAUCGCCGAACGGAGCCGCCGUACCGUCCGCCUCCUGCGCACCAUUGCCGCUAUGACAUUCCGGGUCUACGCA